GCCUCUCUCCCUCUCUCUCUCUCUCUCUCUCUCUCUCUCUCUCUGUCUCAGGUUUCACCUUACAUAUCCUCUUCGAGACUUGAAUGCUUCCUUUCUCCAAUUUUUACCUUACUCUGCUCAUAAUUCUUGCGUUUCAAGGUCGAAUUCUCUGCUCCCAUUUGAUUUCUCGCUCCAAGUUUCAUUUUUGGGUUCCAUUUUCUCUAUAUCUGCAGAUGAUCCACAUAUUUCUUCUGAUCAUUUUCAGAUUUUUGAGCUGAAAAUUCAGUUUCUUCUUUGCAUCAUUCCAUUAGCAGAACAAGAGGGGUAUUUUUUUAGCUCCCCAUUUUCCUGCACAAAACAAUCUCCCUCUCUCUCUCUCUCUGUCUGUCUUCGUAUCUUCCAGCGAGAAAGUCACCGGAAAAAAUGGAAAGAACUGUAGAUACCGGUGAGCCGCUUUCUUUCAUGGGCGGUGUCGACAUUCGGUCGUCUCUAUCGGAAGUCUUAUUAACUGGUGGAACAAACCCAUUGGACUCAAUCUUCUCUCAUUGCCCACUUUCAAAUGCUGUAAGCAGUCAAGCUCAGGAGCCGUUAGGUUCCUCUGUCUAUAUCCGCCAGAGAGAGCUGCUGCAAAAGUUCAGCGAGGAAAGCAGGGCUAAUGGUGCGAUUUCCAUUAAUCCUACGUUAUUGACCUUUCAUUACCCUCAGAAGAUUCAAGAUUACACAUUUACUGGUUCGAGUUUGAGUUCUUCAAGGAAGAAGCUUUACAGAGGGGUGAGACAAAGGCAUUGGGGGAAAUGGGUUGCAGAGAUUAGACUCCCUCAGAACAGGAUGAGGGCCUGGUUAGGUACCUAUGAUUCUGCUGAAGCAGCGGCGUAUGCAUAUGAUCGCGCUGCGUAUAAAUUACGGGGCGAGUAUGCUCGCUUAAAUUUUCCUAACCUCAGAGAUGGGGAUAAAUUGGGAUUUGCAGACUCUUCUAAGCUGAGUGCUCUGAGAUCUUCUGUGGAUGCCAAAAUUCAAGCUAUCUGUUUGAAGCUAAGGAAAGAGAAGCCAAGUAAAAGCGCCGUUGCCCAUAAAAGAAGCAGUCCUGAAUCUCCUGAUAACAACAGUGGCAAUGGUGAUGGUGAAGUGGGUGAGAAGAGAAGAAAGAUGGACUCGUCGUCUUCUUCAUUGUCGUCUUCGCCAUUUUCGUCCUCUUCAUUCGUUCCUGGUGAGAAUUGGUGCGAAGAAAUGUUCUCACCAUCUAUUUCUGAGGAAGAAGUUCCAAAGAGUGGUAAUUCGUCGUCCUUUGUUUCCACUAACUAUCCAGUAGUUGCAGAGGAAGAGGGCUUUGAUUUUGAAGAUUGUUCUCUUGCUAGGUUGCCCUCUUUUGAUCCAGAGUUGAUCUGGAAAGUUCUUGCUACUUAAUUUGAUUGGAAAUCCUUCACUUUCAUCACUUUUAACAAAGCUUUAGAAGAUCUGUUCUCAGUAAUUGGUAGUUAUUGUAGCUUUUAAAGAUGGGUUUGAUUGAGAAUGUGAAUCCAUCUGUUCAUUAUUUCAUUUCCUCAAGUUUAUAGAGUUCAGCUAUAAUUGUAAUUGGUACUGUACCCUUUCUUUUAUUUGGGGUUGGUUGGUGAAGAAGGUUUCAGGAGUGUUGUUAUCUUUGUCAUAAUAAAUACAUAAAUAAAGACAAGAUACGAAGUUUGAGUA
Messenger RNA from Macadamia integrifolia, 1665 nucleotides. Its product is annotated as ethylene-responsive transcription factor ERF061-like. Gene Ontology annotation, molecular function: DNA binding; DNA-binding transcription factor activity. Lineage: Eukaryota; Viridiplantae; Streptophyta; Magnoliopsida; Proteales; Proteaceae. The record is from RefSeq and is a predicted model, not a curated record. The transcript has a single exon. Bases 403 to 1383 code for a protein of 326 amino acids. Gene Ontology annotation, biological process: regulation of DNA-templated transcription.